AUCCUUAUAAAAAUCGCUGCACGUCCUAAUUUUGUUACAUUCUUUAGUGAAACUUUCAAGGUGAAGAUAAAAAAAAAAGGAAGCCGAAACACAAAAAAGUUUGUGUUCAUCAAAAAUUAUUUCAAGGAUCAAUCAAGAAUGAGUGAAGGAGAUAUUCAAUACACCAUUGAUGAUCUUAUUGAUCCCAAUAAUAUCGGUCUAAUUCGGCAUAUGCGAACAAGAAACAUGCCUCCAGAAUUAAUACAAAAUUUUAUUAACCAUUUGGCGGUGAAAGAAAUGGUACAAACCUGUGUUGGAACUCCAAAUAUGGAAGAAAGAAAAUAUGCAAAUUACAGAAGUUAUGGUGAUGAAUUAAUUACUUCUGAACAACUGAUGAAUGCCAAUUCACAACCCCUCAAUACACCACCAUUUAUAGAACCACCAAUCCGUUAUAAUUUUUCAUACCCUACACCUCCACCUGAAUCAUCAAGCGCAGAAACACAAGAAGCUCCAAUUGAUUACAGUUUGAAUCGAAGUAUUAAACUGGAACCAGAAGUAAUGAUAGAAGAAGGUUCUGAAACAUUUAGUGAAAAUGAAACUUCAAAUGGACGCCUUGAAGAAACAUCAAAUGGAUGCCUUGAAGAAACAUCAAAUGGAUCCAUUCAAGAAACAUCAAAUGUACCCAAAGAAAAGCCAAAGAGAAAAAAAUAUAAGAAGAAAUCUCCGGCACCAACAGUAUUUGAUGAUAGUUACCCGUGGUUAGGUAAAAGUGUUUUUGACGAGAUGGAAUUUGCUGGAUUCUAUGAGUUCGACAAGUUGUUAAAACAUAGCCAUGACACUAAAACUCAAGUGUUGAAGUACACUUAUGCACAAGAGGAUCAUAGUUACAUAUACUACGAAGCUAAGUCACGUCCUCGCGCUGAUUAUUCAAAUAUAGAAUAUUGCAAGGCUCGUACUGCAAAUAAUGUUGCUUCACGUCGCUCACGAUCCCGUAAGAAGUUCUUGAUCAAUGUUCAACAACACUCAGUCAACUACGAUCGUGACGAAAACGAUAUGCUUAGACAUCAAGUGUAUUGGAUGAAUAACUUCCUUGAGAAAGUAGAUGAAAUCCAAGAUGUUAACGAUGACGCACUGCAGGUCCUUAUUAACCCAUAAAUUUUAAUUUCUGUUUCUCUUCAAUGCAUGAAUUGUCUUCAUUUCUUCCUUAAUUUAACCCUUGACGAUUACGAUUUCACUAAACAAUUUGUAGUCCCUUAAAUUAAUUAUUUAUUUAAUAAAAAUUACUGAAAAUAAAACA
Clunio marinus is the source of this 1276-nucleotide messenger RNA. NCBI's taxonomy places the organism in Eukaryota, Metazoa, Arthropoda, Insecta, Diptera, Chironomidae. The record is from the annotation of a GenBank genome assembly.